Molecule: messenger RNA, 1326 nt
Organism: Bradysia coprophila
Lineage: Eukaryota; Metazoa; Arthropoda; Insecta; Diptera; Sciaridae
Product: retinol dehydrogenase 11-like
Source: RefSeq, a predicted model, not a curated record
UAGUUGUAGAUAUGAAUAUACACUCAAUGCAUUUACAAUAAUUUUUAUAUCAUUCAGCUUGUCGAUAGCAAACUGGUUCAUCCAGAUCAAAUUAAGACUAAAGUAAACUUGCAAUGGAAUAGAGCGUUGAAAUACCAAAAUACAUUAGGCGUCUCCAAUUUAGAGAUUAAAGAUUAUUGGUUUAACGUUCAGUCCUACAAGAAUACACUGGUGCCUAACAUAAGAAGCAUAGUUGAUGAAAGCAAACUUUCAGUAUGGAAGCGCUACUACUUAAACCUUUCAUUCUAUUCGUUCUGGCGUAUCUUUAUUUUCGAAAAUGGAUGAAUGGUGGAUCUCUUUCAAAGGUGAAUCGAGCCGAUGGUAAAACAGUUAUCAUCACAGGUGCUAGUAAUGACAUUGGAAAGGAAACAGCUAUUGGCAUGGCAGAACGGGGAGCAAAGGUUAUAAUGGCUUGUCGUGAUGUAGCUGAAGGCGAAAUUGUUCGUUCUAUGAUCAUCAAAAAAACCAAAAACACGAACGUUAGAGUUAUGCAUCUGGAUCUGGCAUCGUUUCAAUCGAUAAGAAAAUUUGCGAAAACAUUUCUAAAGGAGGAAGAAAGGCUGGACAUUUUGAUCAACAAUGAAAGUGUGAUGGGAAUUGGAAGAACCUUGACAGAAGAUGGUCUUGAAAUGCAUAUGGGUGUCAAUCAUUUUGGACAUUUUUUAUUGACUGUGCUGCUAAUUGGCCCGUUGCAAAAGUCGACCCCAAGCCGAAUAAUAACUGUAUCGCAUUGGGGUAACUUAUGGGUACGAUUCAACAAAAAUGAUGUGAAUAGCGAAAAAUCGUAUAAUCGAUUCAAUGCGUUUUUGCAAAGUAAACUGGCAAAUGAGUUAUUUACGGUGGAGCUGGCCGAACGAUUAGCGGGUAGUGGCAUUUCGAUUAAUUCGGUUCAUCCAGGCUUCUUCCGCUCUGACACUGGAUCAGGAUCAGGAUCAUUAGUGACUGUUAUGUGGAGGAUAAUUCGUGACAUUUUAUCUGCCAUAUUUCUGCGCACUGCAAAAUCAGGCGCUCAAAAUACUCUAUUUGCUGCCCUUGAUUUUAACUUGGAAUAUACGUCCGGUGCCUUCCUGAGCAAUUUUAGAUUUAGUACUACCAAUCCCGACGCAAAUAAUCCUGAGUUGAGAUCAUGGUUUUGGGAUUAUAGCGAAAAAGUGACUGGUAUUGAAUUUCCGAAAAACACAUGGAUACCCGAUGAGUACAACCUUAAUGCGUGCAAGAAGCGCGAAGCAAUUUUGAAUCAACAUGGAGUGUAUUAAACUUAUGGAAAUAAAAAAAUCGAUAUAAAUG